Cryptomeria japonica (Japanese cedar) is the source of this 2236-nucleotide messenger RNA. Its product is annotated as pentatricopeptide repeat-containing protein At1g62590-like. Bases 258 to 1973 code for a protein of 571 amino acids. NCBI's taxonomy places the organism in Eukaryota, Viridiplantae, Streptophyta, Pinopsida, Cupressales, Cupressaceae. Gene Ontology annotation, molecular function: protein binding. The transcript has a single exon. The record is from RefSeq and is a predicted model, not a curated record.
GUUUUAUUUUUAUUUGUUGAGUGAAGAAAGGUUUAGAGAAUAUACGUGAGGGUUUUGUUCUGCGCUGCUCUGCUCUGUUACGCGCUUGAAGAUGUUAAUGGAGAUGAUGAUGCACAACUUCAAAUGGAUACGAUGCUCCCUCUUUAAACAGGUACCUUCUCCUCAUUCUCCCCAUUCUUCCAAACAAUACUCUAAAACCUCAUCUCAACACACACACGAAAAGGAGAAACCCCCUUCUCACAUCAUGCACAAAUUUAAUGUCAAGCACUGUACUCAGUACAUUACUGCCCUCUGUAAAUCGGGAAACACGAACAAGGCCUGGGACCUUGUACAUUCGGCCAUUACUCAACGCUGUCCUCUCGAUGUCGUAUCCUUCACCGCGCUUUUUGGGUGGCCUUGGAAACUCUGGUGAUAUCCCUCGAAUCAACACCCUUCUUGCUGAAAUGAAAGAGAUGGAAAUACAUCCAGAUGUUGUCACUUAUACCACCCUCGUAAAGUCUUUGUGUAAACGGGAUCGAAUAGAGGAAGCACUUGGGAUUUUGCACGGAAUGAGGCUCGUUCAUUGUUUUCCUGAUAUUGUUACAUACAACACCCUAAUUGACGGGAUAUGUAAAAGAGGUAGAAUAGUUGAAGGUCUUAUUUUAUUUGCUGCGAUGAUACAAACUGGCAUUUCUCCUGAUAUUGUUUCAUGCAGUACCCUAAUUAAUGGUCUCUGCAAGGUGGGAAGGGAAGAUGAAGCUCUAAGGUUGUUAGCUGGAAUGAAAAAUAGUUACUGCUCCCCAAAUAUUGUUACAUACAACACCCUGAUUGAUGGUCUUUGCAAAGUAGAAAGAAUAGAUGAAGCUCUAGGAUUAGUAGGUAAAAUGUUACAAGACGGCCAUUUUCUUAACAACUAUACUUAUAAUAGUCUGAUAAAUGGCUUUUGCAAGGCUGGACAAACAGACAAAGCCUACAAUCUGUUUGUACAAAUGAUGGAGUUUGGUCCUUUGCCCAAUAUAGUGACAUUUAAUACAGUUAUUGAUGGAUUGCGCAAAGAUGGCAGGAUGGACAAGGCUUGGGAUUGUUUUCAUAACAUGACCAGAAGGGGUUUACAGCCGAACGUGAUUACUUAUAAUUCUUUGAUACGCAGCCUAUGUGAAUUGCAUGAGGUGGAAAAGGCUCAAAAGUUGUUUAAAAAUAUGCUAAGCAAAGGCUGCUCCCCAGAUGUUGUUACCUACAACAUUCUAAUUGGUGAUUUAUGUCAGAGUAACAGGGCAAAGGAAUCAUUUUCACUUAUUUCUGAGAUGGAAAAUAGGGGACAUCUUCCUGAUGUAAUUACAUAUAAUACUCUAAUAUGUGCAUUUUGUAGAACGAGAGAAAUGAACAUGGUAGGAAAGGUUUUAGAGGAGAUGGCGACAAGGGAUUUGAAGUUUGAUGAAGUGACAUACAACAAAGUCAUUGAUGGCCUGUGCAAGGCAGGAGAUUUUUCUAGAGCAUAUUCACUCUUUAAUAAGAUGCUAGAUGAAGGCUUUACUCCUGAUGUAGUGACUUAUACCUGUCUGAUUGACGGCCAUUGCAAAAUUGGUGAAAUGGAGAAGGCCUUUAAGUAUUUUUUAAACAUGAAAGUGAUUGGUGUUAUUCCAAAUGUUGUAACCUUUAAUACAUUGAUUGGUUUUUUCUGCAAGGAAAACAAACUUGACAUUGCUUUCUCAAUGCUGUAUGAGAUGAGAUCAAAGAAUUUAGUUCCAGAUGUUGUAACAUACAAUGCAUUAUUAUCCACCUUCCGUGAAAGACAUGACCUUGAAAAAACGUUUUGGGUGAUGGAUCAAAUGAAGAAAGAAGGUUGUGCUCCAGGUGAUUCAACUGUCCGGAUACUUGACUGGCUGGUUGAAGUUGGUCAAAUGCAAAAAUUGAAGGACUUUGUAAAUGAUGAUUCUUUUAUUAUUUCAAGGCAAGAUAGUUUUAAUGAAGAAAGAAGGUUGUGCUUCAGGUGAUUCAACUGUCGGGAUACUUGACUGGCUGGUUGAAGUUGGUCAAAUUCAAAAAAUUAAAGGACUUUGUAAAUGAUGAUUCUUUUAUUAUUUCUAGGGCAAAAUUAAAAGACUUUGUAAAUGAUGAUUCUUUUAUUAUUUUUAGGGCAAGAUAGUUCUCAUGUCUUGGUGAGUGCCAGCCAUUCAAAAUCACUCUUGGAUAUAUGUUUUCCCAGCUCUACAAAUUGAUAUUUUUGCAUUCAUUUUAAAUUAGUGUUAUUUAUGCA